Lagopus muta (rock ptarmigan) is the source of this 1340-nucleotide messenger RNA. RefSeq names its product neuromedin U receptor 2 (gene NMUR2). Lineage: Eukaryota; Metazoa; Chordata; Aves; Galliformes; Phasianidae. Gene Ontology annotation, cellular component: plasma membrane. Gene Ontology annotation, biological process: G protein-coupled receptor signaling pathway. The record is from RefSeq and is a predicted model, not a curated record. Gene Ontology annotation, molecular function: neuromedin U receptor activity. Bases 1 to 1188 code for a protein of 395 amino acids. The transcript is spliced from 4 exons.
AUGGCCUGGAUUGGCAAUUCCUCCUGGUUUAAUCACCUUGCUCUGCAGGAACAUUUCAGGAGGUACUUAAACAGCACUGAGGAUUAUUUAGCCUUCCUAUGUGGGCCCAAACGCAGCCAUCUGUUCUUGCCUAUGGCUCUGGUGUACUCUGUGAUCUUCGUUGUUGGGGUGAUUGGUAACUUCUUAGUUUGCCUGGUGAUCCUUACUCGCCGGAACAUGAAGACCCCAACCAACUACUAUCUCUUCAGCCUCGCCGUGUCAGACCUGCUCGUGCUACUUUUUGGGAUGCCUCUGGAAGUCUACGAGAUGUGGAGCAACUACCCCUUCUUAUUCGGUCCCAUCGGCUGCUAUUUCAAGACAGCUCUCUUUGAGACGGUGUGCUUUGCCUCCAUCCUCAGCGUCACCACAGUCAGCGUGGAGAGAUACUUUGCCAUCCUCCAUCCCUUCCGUGCCAAGCUGGAAAGCACUCGCAAGCGUGCCCUGAGGACCAUCGUGGUGCUCUGGGUCCUCUCCAUCCUCUUUGCCCUCCCCAACACAGGCACCCAUGGUAUCAUGCUGCAGUAUUUCCCCAAUGGCACCCUGGUCCCUGGCUCUGCCACCUGCACUGUGGUCGUGCCCAUGUGGAUCUACAACUGGAUUGUCCAGAUUACUUCCUUCCUCUUCUAUGUGCUGCCUAUGGGGGUCAUAAGUGUGCUGUAUUAUCUGAUGGGGCUAAGACUGAAAGGAGACAGAUCUUUGGAAGCAGAGGAAAUGUCCGUGAAUGUUCAGAGGCCAUCCAGAAAAUCAGUCACCAAGAUGUUGUUUGUUCUUGUGAUGGUUUUUGCUGUCUGCUGGGCUCCAUUCCACAUAGAUCGCCUUUUCUUCAGCUUUGUUGUGGAAUGGACUGAGCCUCUGGCUAAUAUAUUCAAUUUAAUUCAUGUGGUGUCAGGUGUUUUCUUCUACCUGAGUUCUGCUGUGAAUCCCAUCAUCUACAACCUGCUGUCCCAGCGCUUCAGGAUGGCGUUCCUCAGCGUCAUCUCCCCUGGCUGCAAGCUCUGGGGCCCUAAGCAUACUGCCAGCAAGACUGCUGCCCAGCAGAGCAUCUUCAUGGUCGAAGACCACAAUCUCGUGGACUCUGCAGAAGACACAAGUGUGCCUGGCACCAACAGGACAUCUGUCAGCAGUUCUCAGCUCUCCACUGGACUGUGAUUUGCCAUGGUCUGAUGCAUCCAAGGGAGGGAAGCUGAAGAAAAUGACUGUGGGAAAUAGAAAGGGAAGACAGCCUCCUGGAAGUUCGAUUUCAGCAAGAGCUUGCAGACUGUUUUGUUGAAUGAAUGAAUGAGGAGGCUGUCAUUAGCAGG